Trichobilharzia regenti is the source of this 384-nucleotide messenger RNA. NCBI's taxonomy places the organism in Eukaryota, Metazoa, Platyhelminthes, Trematoda, Strigeidida, Schistosomatidae. The record is from the annotation of a GenBank genome assembly.
AUGUCUUACUCAAAUAAGCAUGAAGUUAUAUUUCUAGACAAAAAGGACGCCCGUUCAACUUUACGUCUUGAAGAUUACUAUGACAUUGAUCGUAAGUUCUCAAAACCUGGAUUCCGUACCGAAAGUGGUCAGUUCAAUUGGCACUGUUCUUGUGUUAGUUCGUACAUAUCUGGUCCAUGUGGAUACUUCUUCAGAAACUUUAUGCAAAACAUAGACAAAUUUAUGAAAAAUGAGGAUGCUUUUGAGAAGCAACAGAAUCGCAAUUUAUUUGUUAAACUUCACUCUGAACUAAUGGGUUGUUUAAAAUCUCAUUCAGUGUACUACAAGUCUUUUAUGGAUGAAUAUGCCUCACCUUUGGAUAGUAUAAUUAAAGAUGUUGAAUGA